GAGUCCCUCAAGUCUCAAAGUGUGGAGCUUUCGUCCCUGACCCAACGAACCCCAUUCAAAACGUUGUAAGAAUAGUUCCACUGCAUUGUACACUCACCCCCUAGCUACGUCCUCUAUCUCUAUAUAAACUUCCAUUAGUCCCCAGAAAGCUCACUUCUAUUCUCCAGCCCAAAUACCUCUUCAAACACAAGCCUAGCUAUUAGUGAUAAUGGCCACCAUUCAAGCUUCAAUUCUCCUUUUCCGCUCUGCUUCGCCUUCUACCACACUAACCCCAAAAGUUCAAACCCAUCGUCUUUCAGCUCAUCAGCACCUGAUGAAUUCAUUCAUCAACAAAUUGAAUGGCCAACAAAAAUUCUACACUAUGACCAAGACUUCGACCGGGAGGCAUAGGAAUAGGAGUAGGAUAAAUUCAAGAGGAAAUGAAGUAGAACCCAAUAUAGAGGCGUCUGAAGAGCUCCAUAGCAUAAUGAAUCUCGUAGCAGAUAGAGCCGAAAUGCACAAAAACAUCGGUAUACAACGAGAUAACUGGAACCAUCUCCUCUUAACUUCCAUCAACGGCAUGACGGUAACAGCAGCCACUAUGGCCGCCCUCGCAGCCAUUAGUGGAGAAGGAAAUUCCCUUUUGGCACUAAAGCUGUCUUCCACUAUACUGUACGCGGCUGCCACUGGGGUUUUGUUGGUGAUGAACAAGAUCCAACCGUCUCAACUCGCAGAAGAACAAAGAAACGCUUCGAGGUUGUUUAAGCAACUUCAUGAACAGAUAAAAUCUGGGAUAACUCUAAGAAAACCGACUUCUAAUGAUGUGAAGGAUGCAAUGGAGAGGGUUUUGGCCAUAGAUAGAGCUUACCCGCUUCCUUUGCGAGGAGCAAUGCUCGAUAAGUUUCCCAAAGCUGUGGAGCCAGCUGUGUGGUGGCCAAAGGAAAUGAGAAACCAAAAGGAGAUUUCUGGUGGUGGUGGUGAGGGGAGGAGAAACGGGUGGAGCGAAGAGCUUGAAGAAGAGAUGAGAGAGGUGGUUGGGGUGAUGAAGAGGAAGGAUGGUGCUGAGUAUUUGAGGCUAAGUAAAUUGGUGUUGAAGGUGAACAAGGUUCUAGCCAUUACUGGACCUUGGCUCACUGGUCUAGCCGCGGUGGGGUCAGCCUUGGCGGGAACACCUUGGAUCGGGUCGUGGGCUGUUGUUAUGGGGGUCGUGUUUGGGGCUUUGGCUACAGUGGUUAACACAAUAGAGCACGGUGGUCAAGUUGGGAUGAUAUUCGAAAUGUACCGAAGCUCUGCCGGGUUCUUUAUGCUCAUGGAAGAGAGCAUAGAAUCAACACUGGAAGAGAGAGCAGCAGAAGAGAGAGAGAACGGGGAGGUGUUUGAAACAGAAGUGGCUCUUAAGCUGGGACGAAGUUUACCGGAGCUCAAAAAUCUUGCGCAAGAGUUUGCAAGCAAACUCUUUUGACUCUUAAAUACAACGUAUAUAUGUACACACUUUGGACGAGCAUCAGUUGCGCAUGCUGUAUAACAUAUACAUAUACAGCAUGUGGUUCUUUUACGGGAACAAAUAAAAGGAAACUAAGGAAAAUUAA
Rhododendron vialii is the source of this 1568-nucleotide messenger RNA. RefSeq names its product probable F-box protein At4g22030. NCBI's taxonomy places the organism in Eukaryota, Viridiplantae, Streptophyta, Magnoliopsida, Ericales, Ericaceae. The transcript has 2 exons. The coding region runs from base 209 to 1441 and encodes 410 amino acids. The record is from RefSeq and is a predicted model, not a curated record.